This is a messenger RNA of Sporothrix brasiliensis 5110, 2154 nucleotides long. Its product is annotated as tetracycline efflux protein. Gene Ontology annotation, biological process: transmembrane transport; basic amino acid transport. The record is from RefSeq and is a predicted model, not a curated record. Gene Ontology annotation, molecular function: basic amino acid transmembrane transporter activity. Bases 1 to 2154 code for a protein of 717 amino acids. Gene Ontology annotation, cellular component: fungal-type vacuole membrane. NCBI's taxonomy places the organism in Eukaryota, Fungi, Ascomycota, Sordariomycetes, Ophiostomatales, Ophiostomataceae. The transcript is spliced from 7 exons.
AUGGAAGGCGAGGUCUCCCAGCUGAAUUGGAUCAUCUCUGCGUUCAACCUCACAUCUGCCGCCUUUAUCCCGUUCUGGGGCCAGGCCGCCGACAUCUUUGGACGCCACACUGCCAUCCAAGCCGCCCUUGUCAUCAUGAUGGUCGGCAGUGCCUUGUGCACUGCAGCGCCCAAGUCGACUUUUGCUGUCCUGCUUCUCGGUCGUGCCAUCCAAGGUCUCGGCUGCGCGGGGCUCAACGUUGUUGUCCGCGUCAUUCUACUCGACCGCGUCUCGCUGCGAGAGAACGCGAAGAAUUGGUCCAUCUUCUCCUUCACGGCGGGCAUGAGUUACGGCGUGGGCCCGGUCGUCGGCGGUGCACUGACUAAUGUUAACUGGCGAUGGUGCUUCGCAGUAAACCUGCCAAUCUGCGUAGCUGCACUGGCUCUCAUUUACAUUGUCCUGCGGCCCGAGCUGCUGGGACCACAGACACAAGAACAUUCUUCAAACUCGCCCUUACCGGAGGCUGCGGCAGGACGAUCAAGCCCCGACUCGUCGGACCACUUCGAGCCGCCCUCGGUCCGUUCUGGCCCCGUUCGGCCUCAUAUGAACUCGCUCCCAACGCGUCUAUCCACGCCGAUUAUAUCCCGCAUCGCUUCCAUUGACAUCGGCGGGCAGCUUCUCUUUCUGUUUGGUCUCGGACUGCUCAUCUUAUCUUUGACAUGGGCGGGCGCGACAUAUGGAUGGGCCACCGCGGCCGUGCUGGUGCCGCUCUGCGCCGGCUUGGUGCUUGUUGCCGCAUUUGUCGGCUAUGAACACUUCAUGGCACCAGGCCGCUUGUUUUCCCGGAUGUGGCCUCAUCAAAAGCCGAUGCUACCAUGGACAUUGUUCGGCAGCAAGGAUAUCGGCCUGCUAUUUUAUAUCAACUUCGCGACGGGGGCAGCCAUGUACUCGCUGUACGGCCCAACAUAUGCAGGCACGCAACUUCUCUUCUAUACCCCCGGACUUGGCAUCGGCGUUUACCUAUCCAUGUACUUUCUCAACGGCUGGCCCCGUAACACCUUUGUGCCGCUCAUGCUGGGAUCCAUCGUCGAGGCCGUUGGUGUCGGAAUCCUAGCAUGGGCGCUAUGGAACGGCCAUCUUCCGGCCAUCUUCGGUAUGAUGGCCCUGACAGGGGCGGGCACAGGUCUGCGGCUGAUGCCCGCCUCGCUCCAUGCCGUUGGGUUCUUUCCACAGCAUGUCGCCACCGUCGUCUCGCUCAUGGCCGUCGCACUGCCGCUCGGAGGAACGUUGGCAAUAACAGUCAUGGCGGCUGUCUUCAACAAUACCUCUGGUAUCGCGAGCUCAUCACCACUGAGAACUGUAAAGACGCUCAACGAACUACCUCCGGAUGCCCUGGCUAAUGUUGUGCACAGAGCAAAGAUGGGCAUUGUUUGGGCCUAUGUUGCGAUUACGCCCUUUAUGAUUACGUGCGUGAUUACGGCUCUGUUCCUUGGAAACGUCCAAAUUGCCAAGGAUGCUGCAAAGAGAGGCAAAGCGGCCAAGGCAAAGAUCUCUUCUGAUAUCGUUUUUGAUAUGGCUGCCAAAGAUAACAACCGGCACCGUAAACGACGGGCCAGCAGUGCCAGCCUGGACGGUGUUCCUCUGACGAGAAACAUUGUAGAACAACUUGCCGAAAUAGGCACCAGAAUGCGCGAAAUGCACGACAACGUCUUGGCCGACCUUGAUCUUGGCGGCUUUUCUGCGUCGACAUCGAACUCGGACUCGGACUUGUCUGAUGCUGAGGGUUUUGCCAGCGAGGACGAUGAGCUCGACGAGGCGUAUCUCGGUCUGAUGGACGGCGAAACGGAGAUGGAGAGACAACGCACCACCGACUCGUUCGGCUUAAGUCCGUCCUUGUCGGUGGCGUCGCGUUCUUCGUCUCCACCGGGGCUGAUCCCGAGCGCCAACAGUGUCGGGGUCCCUAGACAGAGGCUCUCGCAACUGAGGCCGAUCGCAGACGGACACCAUCCGGUUCGUAUUCCGAUCGAGACCCAGCCGACUCUACCGAUACAACCGCCAGUGCCUCCUCGGAGCAGUGACCGGGUCACAGCUUUACCCGAUGGACCUUCUCGUGCAGUCCAGGCACCCUCAGUUGAAGAUGCAGCUGCUUCUGAAUCCGAAAAGGAAGACGUCUGA